GCGAUUGCGACCGCCGAACGCGUCCGUGAUGCUUUGGACGAGGGACUUGUCUCCAUAGGAAUCCGAUCCUCAGAGGGUCUGGCAGGAAGGUCGCGCAAGUCGAGCUCGCUUCCUCGCCGCCGUCUGUGUUUCUCGCGCAAUGGCAGGCGUCGUGGGCGUCGCCCGAGUGCUCUCGCUGGCAUGCUGUCCCGCGCCGUGUACUCCGCAGCUCAUCCGGGUAAUCACGAGGACGAAAGCUUCCCACACUACCGUUCGUACCGUCUCGUCCCGUCCGGCGGCUGCACUCUCGCCGGCUGCACUCUCGCCGGCAGCAGCCGACGCAGCAACGACAAGCUGUCUGCGGCACAUACACGGUCGAUCUGCCCUUCCCGCCCCGCGCUCUUCGCUACGGACACGAGCCCCCUACUCCACAUCCGCGCCGUCACCGGGCCGUAAGUUCGUUUACAAUGUGGCGGCAUCAUACAUCGCCAAGGGCCGCGGCUACGACCCGUCGGUCCAUCUAUUCCAGUUCAACCCGUACAACCGCGUGCAGCCACUAAAAGCGCCCCGAGGGAAACACGCCAGGCCCGAGUCUGGACAGGACGCCUUCUUCGUGAGCCGCCUUGGCGCCGUCCCCGGCGAGGUGGCGCUCGGCGUAGCGGACGGCGUGGGCGGGUGGAUGGACAGCGGCAUUGACCCAGCCGACUUCUCGCACGCCUUCUGCGAUUACAUGGCCGCCACGGCCGCCGCGGCGCCAGCUGUGAUGCGGGGGACAGGCCAGCCCCUGACGGCGCGGCAGCUGAUGCAAAAGGGGUACGAAGCCGUCUGCCACGACCCGACCAUCUGGGCGGGCGGUAGCACCGCCAUCGUCGGGCUGCUCAAGGCCGAGGGCCUGCUCGAGGUUGCCAACCUGGGCGACAGCGGCUUCAUCCUGCUGCGGCUGAACGGGGUGCACGCGUUCAGCGAGCCGCAGACGCACGCGUUCAACACGCCGUACCAGCUGAGCGUGGUGCCGCCGAGCAUGCUGCUGCGCGCCGCGACGUUCGGCGGCGCACGGCUCAUGGACCAGCCGCGCGACGCCGAGGUGACGCGCCACCGGCUCCGCCACGGCGACGUGCUCGUCUUCGCGAGCGACGGCCUGUGGGACAACCUCUUCAACCAGGACGUCCUGCGCAUCGUCAGCCGGACCAUGGCCGGGGCCGGCGCGUGGGCCGGCACCGAGAGCGGCGUGCAGGUGGCGCCGGAUCUGCGGCCGUACACCAGGAUAGGAGAGAACGGCCUGGCCGCCGACGGGCGCCCGACGCUGCAGAGCGCGCUGGCCACGCAGAUCGUCGGCGCCGCGAGGGCUGCCAGCGUCAACACCAAGCUGGACGGGCCGUUCGCGAAGGAGGUGAAGAGGUACUACCCGGACGAGGUGUGGCACGGCGGCAAGGAGGACGAUAUCUGCGCCGUGGUUGUCGUGGUGUCGGAAGAAGAGGCGCCCGUGAAAACGAAUCCUUGACGACGCGGCUCGACCACGCCUUCGCUACUAUAACAUAACGAACACAACCAUCCGUUACCGGCCAGAACUUGCAUAUAUGAUGUUGUCGACGUUCUGUAUCGCGGGCGUUUUACAAACAGCGGCAAAAAAGUCAGGGCAUCUUUCUGUUUCUGAGCAUUGCACGGCGUUGAAGCUUAGAACAUCAUCCUGCCGGCUUCGAAUCGGCUCAGCACUCGAGGGUACACGGUUACCGGUUUUCUCAGAAACCCGCCAGGA
Thermothielavioides terrestris NRRL 8126 is the source of this 1735-nucleotide messenger RNA. RefSeq lists its product as uncharacterized. The coding region runs from base 140 to 1480 and encodes 446 amino acids. The transcript has a single exon. Lineage: Eukaryota; Fungi; Ascomycota; Sordariomycetes; Sordariales; Chaetomiaceae. The record is from RefSeq and is a predicted model, not a curated record.